CAACUUCGAUGGCUUAAGUGGCCCAUUUGCACUCAUGCUCGGAGCCGAGGAGGGAUGUAAGGUACGGGCCAUCCACCGCCCUCACAUUGCGCGGAGCACCGGCAUGAUCCAGGUCGCCAUCUGAGUGCCAGAGAAAGAAAGAAAGAAGGAAAGAAAGAAAAAAGAGAAAAACUACUUUCGAGAUGUGAAUGGUCGAAAAUUUGCUUCACUCACUCCACCGGCUCGCCUGUCCUAUGCUACCGACAACGGGAUUUCAAGAGGAAAAUGAUUGUGGCAUUAUAAACUACUUCUGGGGACGCCUGUCACAGAUCUCUCCGCUGAAGUGGACAGGGUGGAUGGUUAUUUCCCACACACUUCCAGCCUAUGUGUGCUGCAUUCAUCUGUUGGAAACGCUGCCUAGUAUCUUCGACAAAAGAGGAAUGCUGGUCCAAGAUCUAAUGCCAUUCACUUUAAGUUGUUGGCCUUUAUUCUUCGGUCACUGCCUCCUCUCACUGUUUUUACUCUCAUGCCAGGGAGAACUCCAGAGGUCAUGCUCACGGACUGUGGCGGAGAAAGUUAGUGAACAGUGCCAGCUGGCAUGCCACUGUAGAAGAUACCCUCCCCUGCCUCCACCGCCACCUCCCCCGCCUCCCCCGCGGCUACUGGGCACAUCAGUGCCAGAGCCCAUGGUGCCCUUGUUGAGGCCCUGGUGGAUGGAGAUGGACAUUGUAGUGCUUGGAACGGUGGGCUGUGCCUCAGUGGUGUUCCUCCUCUCAGCCAUCAUCAUCUGCUACAAGGCCAUCAAGAGGAAACCACUACGGAAAGAGGAGAACGGGACGAGUCGCGGGGAAUACGCCAUGAGCAUCCGCAACAAGAAGGCCAUGGGUACGAACAACACUGUGGUAUAGACUGUCUCCCGGUGGACGCAGGAAGUGACAUCACCGUGUACGUCUCUCACCUCAACCCCCCGAAUACAGUGAUCCCUUCUCACCCAGAAUGCAACAGGGGUUUUAUUUUCAACCCGAGGUAUUCAAAUACCGUCCCUAUUUGCUUGGCAUGUCGCCUGGACUAAAGACACAAUUCAGCUCGGGAGGAGCUGCAGAAGACGGAAGGAGGAAAAAAAGUGAAGGCAGAAAGGACGGAGAGAAAGAUCCACAAGCCCCCAUGGUGUCCAAAGUGGCACAGCAGGCUGAACAUUAUGCUCUUAGUAGCAGCAAGUGUUGUUGACAGGCUGGUUGGCUGCUGGCUGGAGAGGGACUGUCUGCCAGUCUGCCGCAGAUCCAGACCUGACACACUGUUGACAUCUGCAACGGAACAACAGACAAUACAGCAGCCCCCGCGCUCUCAUGGGUGGCUCAACAGGACGCCCCCUUACCCCCCCCCACAUACACACACGAUACAUAACGUGCAUGCAGUUUUUACAGAGAAUGCAACAUUUUUUUAUAUUCCAAUCCUCACACUGUUCAUCUUUGGUUCUCCAUUUCUGAGACAGAUGCUCUGUGAGAGGCAUGAUGUU
Messenger RNA from Paralichthys olivaceus (Japanese flounder), 1495 nucleotides. It is a transcript of the gene prima1, whose product is annotated as proline rich membrane anchor 1. NCBI's taxonomy places the organism in Eukaryota, Metazoa, Chordata, Actinopteri, Pleuronectiformes, Paralichthyidae. The record is from RefSeq and is a predicted model, not a curated record.